Molecule: messenger RNA, 1234 nt
Organism: Closterium sp. NIES-67
Lineage: Eukaryota; Viridiplantae; Streptophyta; Zygnematophyceae; Desmidiales; Closteriaceae
Source: the annotation of a GenBank genome assembly
UACCACACCUAGUCGUCACGUCACGCCGCUAGUUACACCAGCCGUUCAGUAGAAGCUCUCGUUGCUGCUGCGACUACCACAUCCCUGUCCGCCUGCACUCGUGAUACGCGAAAGCUUCCUGUCCUGUUGAUUGCCCACUGGCCCACUGACCCACUGGGCGUUGCUGCGCGCGUGCUGAUAAGUGGGUGCAACUCGGCACGACGACAAACUCCCCGGUAGUCGAUCCGCACGUUCCACCCGACGCGUGCGGAGCGAUUCAUCCAUCCCCCGCCGCUUCCGCUUGUUGCUGACGCCGCCUCAGCUGCCCGCGCCCUUGAUCGCCUCCACUCAGCGACGCACCUCGCGCGCUAGUGGAGCCCCGCCGUUGCGGACCUGCAGCGCGGCCACAGCGCGCGCCACUCCGCCUCGUCGGCUCCCCCCCGCGCCCUCCCAUGUCCGCGCAUAAGGCUCCCCCCGGCCGCGACUUCGCGUACCCCGCCGUGGGGGCAUACGACCGCCGCGCGGCCGCUCCCGCCAGCGGGCCCGCCGCCAUGUACCCGCGCGUGGCGCACCCCGUGGCCUCCGCCUCCCCGCUCCCCGGCGCGGGCGGCACGUCCCUCCACAUGCCGCAUAUGUCUGCCGUCGGCGCGGGUGCGCCUGGCGGGGGCAUGGGCGGAAUGGGCGGACACGGCGCAGGUGGCGGGGCUUCAGAACUUGCUGCAGGUGCUUUGGGCCCCGCGCCCAUCGCCAUGGCCAUCAAGACCCAGCUGCGGGUGGCACAGCCACCCACCCCCCCUCUGGCUCCAGUGCAGCCGGUGCCGGUGAGCGCAGCGGCGUUUGACUUUGACGUGGAGAAGCAGCUGCUGUCCCACGCGUCCGCGCUCAGGCAGCCCACCAGCGUGGCGGUGAAGCGAGAGCUGGACCCACGAGCCGCCAAGUACGUGCAGAUGGGCAUGGAGCGGGAGGCCGUCAUCAUGGCGCUCGCCAUUCAGGGCGACUCGCACUCUCAGGUGGUGGACUUCUGCAACUCCUACACACUGCUCAGAGAAAUGGGCUUCCACCCCGUGGCCGUGGCUGGCUGUCUGGCUCUCUGCGGCAACGACCGUGACAGGGCCCUGCAGCUGCUAGUGGCGUGAAGACUCCAUGAUUGUCAUACCAUAUGUGAAUGUAUGUCCAUGUGAUAUUGCUAUCGGUUUAGUGAGUUUAUCGUGUAAACAAGCCUAAGGCCGACCUUCCACUAAGUUCUGAUGUUCGC